This is a messenger RNA of Pogona vitticeps (central bearded dragon), 4004 nucleotides long. RefSeq names its product LIM zinc finger domain containing 2 (gene LIMS2). Gene Ontology annotation, biological process: positive regulation of substrate adhesion-dependent cell spreading; positive regulation of integrin-mediated signaling pathway; cell-cell adhesion. Gene Ontology annotation, cellular component: cytoplasm; focal adhesion; cell-cell junction. NCBI's taxonomy places the organism in Eukaryota, Metazoa, Chordata, Lepidosauria, Squamata, Agamidae. The record is from RefSeq and is a predicted model, not a curated record.
UCGAACUCUAGAAAGCAGAGCAGAUCACAAUCCCUUCCCUACUCCAUAGCCGCUCUGCAAGGCCGCGUCCUCCUCAAGCCCACGAAGUCCCACAGCGCCAGGCCCGCCUUCGCUAUUUCAUUAUUUAUUAUUUCAUUCCCUUUCUAGGAAAAGUAUGUGCAGGGCCGAGGGGCGGGAGGAGGCAGCUCCAAGCUCCCCGUCUGGAGCUAUAGGGACGGCCCGCACAUACUGCCGCUGACACAGGGCGGCGGAGAAGCGAGAGCCAGGCUGGCGGGGCGCUGCCUGAGCCCGGGACAGAACUGCUGUAGGGCCCUGGCGGGUCGGUCUCCUCGCCGCCUCCUACGAAACAGCUCGAAUCUCGCCCCCUGACCCAACCGCCGCCUCAGCGGAGGCCAACCGUCGCCAUGACGGGCAGUAAUAUGUCUGAUGCUCUUGCGAAUGCUGUGUGUGAGCGCUGUCGAGCUCGUUUUGAUCCUACGGAGCGAAUUGUGAACAGCAAUGGAGAACUGUAUCAUGAAAACUGCUUUGUCUGUGCACAGUGCUUCCGCCAGUUUCCAGAUGGACUCUUCUAUGAUUUUGAAGGAAGAAAAUAUUGUGAGCACGAUUUCCAGAUGCUGUUUGCACCUUGCUGUGGAGAAUGUGGUGAGUUCAUCAUUGGUCGUGUUAUCAAAGCCAUGAACAAUAACUGGCAUCCAGAAUGCUUUCGUUGUGAGCUGUGUGAUGUGGCCCUUGCUGAUUUGGGCUUUGUGAAGAAUGCUGGCAGGCAUCUCUGUCGACCUUGCCAUAAUCGUGAGAAAGCGAAGGGCCUGGGCAAGUAUAUUUGCCAGAAAUGCCACUUGAUAAUUGAUGAGCAGCCCCUGAUGUUCAGGAAUGACUCCUACCAUCCGGAUCAUUUCAAUUGCACUCACUGUGGGAAGGAGCUGACUGCUGAGGCCCGGGAGCUGAAGGGAGAGCUCUAUUGCCUGCCAUGUCAUGACAAGAUGGGCAUUCCAAUCUGUGGGGCUUGUCGCCGGCCCAUCGAGGGUCGAGUGGUGAACGCUUUGGGGAAACAGUGGCAUGUGGAGCAUUUUGUCUGUGCCAAAUGUGAGAAGCCAUUUCUGGGACACCGGCACUAUGAGAAAAAAGGGCUGGCUUACUGUGAGACUCAUUACAACCAGCUCUUUGGAGAUGUCUGCUAUAACUGCAGCCAUGUGAUUGAGGGGGAUGUUGUAUCAGCUCUCAACAAGGCUUGGUGUGUGAACUGCUUCUCUUGCUCUACCUGCAACAUCAAGCUCACACUGAAGAAUAAGUUUGUGGAGUUUGACAUGAAGCCAGUGUGUAAGAAAUGCUAUGAGAAAUUCCCCUUGGAGCUGAAGAAGCGCCUGAAGAAGCUGUCUGAGUUGGCUUCAAAGAAAACUCACCCCAAAGCUCUGGAUCUGAACUCUUCUUAAACAGGUUUAUGCUUUCCACAGAUAUCACUCAUGCUCACCAACAGCAAUAUGCUUUAGCUGGAAAUCAUUUAACAAUAGCUCAAUGGACUCAAGAUAAACAAAAGCUCACCAGUUGUAUUUUGCACCUAGAAUGUUUUUCUGCUCAGGUAUAAUAUUACAGAGCUUGACCUCCAGAAGAAAGCCAUAGUGAACUGUUCCUCCCCGACCCCCCAUUACAAAGAAAAAUCUGUGUUAUUCACUACUCUUUACUAGGACUCAGGUUCCUACUAUAUCACUCCCAGAAUUCUGUCCAGUGUCCUAAAUGUGGCAUGGAAAGGCAGUUGUGGGACCAAAGUGCAAGCCCUCACACACUCUGGCAGGCUUCUGGCCACGGGACCAGUUGACUGGCCCAUCUUGCCACCAGUGUGAGAACAAGCACAUAUCAAAGAAUCUCCCAGAGCAGAGACAUGGUACAUUUACACAAUUGCCUUUUCACUUGAGGCUUAGGCAGUAGGACAUUGGCCUCUAUGGGGUUUUUCCCCUCAGCAUUUUAAAACCCAGAUCAGCAAGCUGCAAGUGAGGAAGUUGGGAAAAAGUACAGUACUUCACCCUGUUCCUCCAUUCAUAAGGUAGGAAUAACAGAGAUAGCAGUGUUUAUCCCUCACUAUAGCCCUCCCCUCAGCCUGUCACCUCCAAUAGGCUUAUUUUUUUUUCUUUUGAAACUCAUAGUGUGUCAGGUGCCGAGGGGUGGUGGUGCAGUGCCCUGGACAUGGGGAAGAGGUUGCCAGAAGUGAGAGACAAGGGAAGUGUUAAGCACUGACCCCUGGCGGUUCCUUACCGUGUUUCCUCUCCAACCCCUACAUUAAUAUGAUGAGGCAAACAUGGAUUUGCAAACUCUUUGUUUGCUUCAUAAAUUGUUCAUCUGACCUAAAUAGCAUCAGUUUUGUCAAAUUUACCAUAGUAUUUGUCUUCACAUGAUGAGUAGUUACAGAGGAAAGACUAAUACAGAAUAAGAUGUCAUUUUGUUAUUAUUGCUACAGAACAGAAAAACAUGAAUUUGUCUUAAUGCAUUUUUACUGCAGUAAUCACUUGUGCACUUGCUUCUGUUGUGAUAAGAGAAAUCACUUUUUCCAGAACUAAUCCUAACAGAGCCUUAUUUAUCUGCCAGUUAGUAUUUACCAACACUUUUAUGUUUUCAUAUCUAAUAGCACAAAAAUAUUGUUGCUUUUUAAGGGAAAGUCCUGAACCUAUAAAGAGAGAUUUACAGUAUUUCACAAGAAUAAGCUUAUUUUAAAGUCAAGGACAAGUACAGUAAACAUAUCCUAUCAGUAUUAUCCAGAGCCCAGAUGAAAACAGUGCACUGCCAUACUGUAUUCAUUUAAAUAGAAUAAACACCUAUGGUGACACAGCGACUCUUGUCACUGUAAGUGUUAUUGACUGUGUCACUGUAGGUGAGGGAGCUGUGUGAGCAGCGCAGCGACUUUUUGUGAAGGCACCGAUGACUCUAGCACUUUGUGCCUCUGAAGGAAUAAGGCACAAAAGCAGUGGGACAGAUGCUAAAGCAGAACUGUGCUCUUAUCAUCCUGCCCUGAAAAAUGAACUCUAUCUAGUACCCAUUAUUUCGAUCACUUGUACCAAUACAAUGCAAAUAUAUUUACAUGUGGCUCAUGGUGCUUAAAUGGGGAUGUGGAUGAACAUGUAAAUGUGCAUUCCUUAGUAAAUAGUGGAGCAUAGAUGAUGCACAAUUCAUGAUACGGGAAGUGAUAAUAAAUCAAUUUCAAAUUUCAAGGCACUUAAUUCUAUGUGAUUUAACAAUUUUAAUAUGACAUUUCAUAGAAAUCUAGAUUUGUGUUAGUCUGCUACCUGUAUAUGAAUAUAUAAACACUGGGUGCCAUAUCAGAUAUAUUGCUAGGCCUGCUGUAAUUCAAAGAACUCAGGUAUGUAAUUUCCAAAUACCAGUUUUGCCUGUACAGCUGUUCCUUUAAAAAUACAGUUUGCUUUUAAUGACAGUGUCCUUGUUUAGUGGGGACAGAUUUGAAAUGCCAUCCCUCCUAUGAACCUCUGAGGCAAGUAAUCGCUAUAGUACUAGUCUCUAGAGUUUUCUAAUAUGAAGUAGUUGCUUUCUGCUUGAAAAUUUAUUUUAUGGUGCAUAGUUUAUCAUGAUGCACUUUAAUCCAUUCUUCCAAUUUCAGACUCUAUUGAGAAAGAAACAAAUUUCAUUUACUGGGGAACUAUUUUGCUUCCUUGUCUUUUCUCUUCAGCAGAUGGAAAAUGACUUUCAGGGACCAUUUGGUGUAAUGCUUGGUAGAGUUGAGCCAAACUGAAGGUUAUGUUUUGUGAACAUCUUUUUGCCCCUUGAAAAACGUCUCUGUUUUUGGCUCAGAAGGGUGAAAAUUAUGAGGGCAAAUGGGAAGAAGGCACAUCUAUAGGGAAGCUGCAAUAUAGAAGCACUGCUAUACAUGAUCUUUAUUGUAAUGCAUACAAAAAAACGACUGUUCUAUUUAUGUGAACAUUGGAAUGACCAGUUCAGUAUAACUGCUGAUGUGCCUAUAGCUUGACUGGGUCUUCAGAGUGAGAGCAGUGUAGCUUCAUUUU